GCACACAGACAGAGAGAAACGGAGAAUAGCACCACCGUCGUCGCUCGAACCGAAACCCGAAGAUGCCGCCGAAGAAGAUGGGUGUGAACAGCAAGGCGGAGGCCGCUAGGGCACGGCGGAGCGCCACCGAAUCCGAGCGGAAAGAAAGCGAGGCUCGCCAGAAAGAGGAGCAGUACUGGCGCGAAGCCGAGGGCAGCAAAUCACGCGCCGCCAAGAAGAAGGAGGAGGAAGCCGAGAAGAAGGCCGAGGCCGCCGCUCGCAAGGCCGAGGCGCGCCGAUUGGCCGAGCUGGAGGAGAAGGAGCUCGAGAAGAUGGUGAAGAAGCCUGACAAGAAGGUCAGCCGCGUCGCGAUCCCUGUGCCGAAGGUGACGGAGGCCGAGCUGAGGAAGCGCCGGGAGGAGGAGGCGGCGGCGAUGGAGAAGAAGUCGGAGGAGUCGAAGAAGAAGCAGACGCGUACGGCGGCGGAGGAGGAGUACGAGAGAAUGGUGCUGGUGUCGAACACGAAUCGUGAUGAUUCGGUUAUUGAGGCCAGGUCGGUGGAGGACGCGAUUGCUCAGAUGACGGUGGCGGAGUCCUUGCCGGUGGAUCGCCACCCUGAGAAGAGACUCAAGGCUUCGUUUAAGGCAUUUGAAGAAGCUGAGCUUCCCAGGUUGAAGGCGGAGAAACCAGGACUUACUCACAAUCAAUACAAGGACAUGAUAUGGAAGCUGUGGAAGAAAUCUCCUGAUAAUCCGCUAAAUCAGGUUGCUACUGAGUGAUCGCUGACAAUGUCCACUAUCCAAUGGCGGAUCAGACAAACUGAACAAGUGGUUGCGGCAAUCUUGAAUUUCUGAAGUUCAUUCAUGUGAGGUUUGACCGUUUGACUAUGAAGGUUUUAAAAAAAAAAAUUCUGAGGAAGUUCAUACUUCAAUAUCCCCUUCACAAGUUGCAGCAAUAUAGAAGUACCUGUUUGGCUUGGCCAACUUCACCAGCCCUAGUGAUCAAUAAAUUCUGGUAUUCUUAGUUACUUCUGCUCAAUGAGAGCUUAAGGUUGCUCGAUUAAAAAUUAAAAGCAUUGGUUUGCUUUGUUUUUAUGAUUUGUGUUUUUCAUUGCAUAAAAGUAGCGAAGCUGGUGUUUUUAUUUUUUAAUUAUCAAAGUCCAUACUGACACUGAGAUGUCUGCUUAUCACUGAAGCAGUUGAUAGGUCAAAUUGCGUCUUCAAUUUCCAGUUUAGUCUGAUUUGUAGUUUCAUCCUGUCGAGUAAUCGUGGCAAGUUAAGUUAAUAGCU
Molecule: messenger RNA, 1268 nt
Organism: Fragaria vesca subsp. vesca
Lineage: Eukaryota; Viridiplantae; Streptophyta; Magnoliopsida; Rosales; Rosaceae
Product: coiled-coil domain-containing protein 124-A-like
Exons: 4
Coding region: 63-758 (231 amino acids)
Biological process (GO): transcription by RNA polymerase II
Cellular component (GO): nucleus
Molecular function (GO): transcription coactivator activity
Source: RefSeq, a predicted model, not a curated record